CCUAAAGCAUGAACGCGUCUGCUCUCUACUCCACCACGAGAAAGACAGCCCCACUCUUACUAAAGUUUUUCUGACUUUUCCCCAAUUUUCUGGGCUCAAAUCCGUCUUUUUAAACGUUAUAAUCAUAGCCAUAACAGCUGACCUUGCACUGAGGGUGUACGCGCUGUUAAGCUGCAGAAAGACGCAUGCAAAAGUCAGAUCUGUGGAGGGGCUGCACGGGGCUGCUUUGUUUUGAUCGGGGAAAAAGACACGCUUCCAUCAUCAAAGUUUUUGAAGUUUGUCACCAUGGAUGAGCAGACGGCCUCUCCCGGGACCAACGCCGAGAACAACUCUCAAAGAAACGGAGACGAGAAGCCCAGGCGCAGCUGGACCAAGGGGAGGAAGAGGAAGAAGCCGAUGAAGGACAGUAACGCCCCCAAAGCUCCUCUGACCGGGUACGUGCGCUUCAUGAAUGACCGGCGGGAGCAGCUCCGAGCCGAGAGACCAGACGUCCCCUUCCCAGAGAUCACUCGGAUGUUAGGCAACGAGUGGAGCAAGCUGCCACCAGACGAGAAGCAGAGAUACUUGGAUGAAGCAGAGAAGGACAAAGAGCGUUACAUGAGAGAACUGGAGAAAUAUCAAAAGACUGAGGCCUACAAACAUUUCACCAGGAAAGUCCAGGAGAAACAGAAGGGCAAGAGACACAGAGAAGUUGGACACCAGGCACCUAACGAGACUCUUCAUGAGAAGGACAUUGAGGGGAAGGACAGGACUGUGUUUGACAUCCCAAUCUUCACAGAGGAGUUCCUCAACCACAGCAAAGCCCGGGAGGCUGAGUUGCGGCAGCUGCGUAAGACCAACAUGGAGUACGAGGAGCGUAACGCUGCGCUGCAGAAGCACGUGGAGAGCAUGAGGGGCGCUGUGGAGCGACUGGAGGGAGACGUGAUGCAGGAGAGAGGAAGAAACAGCCUUCUACAGCAGCAUCUGGAGACGCUGAGACAGGCGCUCACGUCCAGCUUCUCAUCAGUGCCACUGCCAGGAAGUGGAGAGACCCCCACUCUCGACACCAUCGACGUGUACAUGAAGAAGCUGCACAGCAUCAUCCUGAGCAGCCCCCAGGAGCACGAGCACCUCAUCGGCACCGUGAGGGACGUGGUCAACCGCCUGGACAGAUAAUUCUACACUACCUGGUGAAGACUGGGAUCCAAAACUUUCACAACGUGCUGAUUCGUUCCUUCCACCACGUUCCACCACGUUCGUUCCACCAUCAUCUCAGUCGUUCCUGUCUUUUAUUGUCUCGAGUAGAUGAAGGUGAUUUUGCAUUUCCUAUUUAUUUUUUACUGUUUGAAGCUGUUUGCUGUUGUUGUACCUAAAUACUGAAAUGCAUAGAAAGGCCAGCCCCGCGCUUCUGUUGCAGUCUUCUUGUUCCAAACGCCUUUAUAACAUUCUCUGAAAUGUUACUGUGUCAAAACGUGCAGAAAUCCUGUCGAAGUUUGUGUUCGCUCAGACAGACCUGUGCCAUUCAGUCUCUGUGAAUUCUGUGUUCAAUAAAAACGUUUACACCUCU
Molecule: messenger RNA, 1546 nt
Organism: Boleophthalmus pectinirostris (great blue-spotted mudskipper)
Lineage: Eukaryota; Metazoa; Chordata; Actinopteri; Gobiiformes; Gobiidae
Gene: hmg20a
Product: high mobility group 20A
Exons: 9
Coding region: 286-1155 (289 amino acids)
Biological process (GO): regulation of gene expression
Cellular component (GO): nucleus
Source: RefSeq, a predicted model, not a curated record